Molecule: messenger RNA, 723 nt
Organism: Neolamprologus brichardi
Lineage: Eukaryota; Metazoa; Chordata; Actinopteri; Cichliformes; Cichlidae
Source: RefSeq, a predicted model, not a curated record
AUGACUCUUCCUCCUCACAGAAUGAACCGUGUCAUCAUCAUCAGAGUGCUGAAAUACUUAAGCAGUGUGUUAAUGGCAGACAAUCACUUUAAAGAUGCCAUCUCCUUUGCUAAAAACCACACCUUUGAUGUGUUUGUGGCGGUGGGCGGUGGCUCAGUGAUCGACACGUGUAAAGCGGCCAAUCUGUAUGCGUGUCACCCCGAUGCCGACUUCCUGGACUUUGUCAAUGCUCCGAUUGGCAAAGGGAAGCCAGUGAGUGGAGCUGUGAAACCGCUGAUUGCAGUUCCCACAACUGCAGGCACCGGCAGUGAGACCACAGGUGUCGCCAUUUUCGACUAUGAGCCCUUAAAAGCCAAAACAGGAAUUGCCAGCAGAGCCAUCAGACCCACACUGGGCAUCGUGGACCCGACGCACACACUGAGCAUGCCUGAGAGAGUCGCCGCCAACAGUGGCUUCGACGUCCUCUGUCAUGCCCUGGAGUCAUACACCGCCCUGCCCUACGACCAGAGGAGCCCCUGCCCCACAAACCCCAUCAACCGCCCAGCCUACCAGGGCAGCAACCCCAUCAGCGAUGUCUGGUCCCGCCAUGCUCUCCACGUGGUUGCCAAGUACAUGAAACGAGCUGUGCGAGACCCUGAGGACCUGGAGGCUCGUUCCAGCAUGCACCUGGCCAGCGUGUUUGCCGGGAUUGGCUUUGGGAAUGCCGGGGUUCAUCUGUGGUAA